Molecule: messenger RNA, 4651 nt
Organism: Liolophura sinensis
Lineage: Eukaryota; Metazoa; Mollusca; Polyplacophora; Chitonida; Chitonidae
Product: receptor-type tyrosine-protein phosphatase kappa-like
Exons: 23
Coding region: 146-2887 (913 amino acids)
Biological process (GO): protein dephosphorylation
Molecular function (GO): protein tyrosine phosphatase activity
Source: RefSeq, a predicted model, not a curated record
CAGGUUAACUCGAAGUUCGGCGUCCUUAUUUACGUAAAUGUAGGUAAAUGAAUUUGACUCACACGAAGACAGUCCGGUAUUGUAUGUUACGUGUACAUACAUUCCAGGCGGUUCACGACUGAACAGCUUUACUCUGAGUGUGGGGAUGAACAAUCAGAGCUACACUACAUGUUAUACAGACACGACAGACAGUGACAAAGGUCCUGGGGAUAUCGUCAACGGUAGUUGUAACGACAGUAAGCCGACAACAGGAAACACGGUCCGGAUAAGCUUACCGUCGAAUUUAUCAACACCGUUGACACUUUGUCAAGUAAGACUGUUUGUUUGUUCCGAGGGCUGGUAUGGAGAGAUGUGUGACAACGAAUGUGUGACAGACACGUGCUGCUAUCGAUGUGAUGACCAUGGACUUUGGUGUGAAAAGUGUGUGAAUGGCCGAUGGGGUACAGACUGUGGUGAGGAAUGUGGACAUUGCUGGAAUAAUACUGCUUGUGACAAGGACACUAGUGAAUGUCCGAAUUUAUCACCCAGGUGUGAGAGUGGCUUUCAGGCUUACAAUUGUACAUCAAACUGCAGCUCGUAUACAUGGGGUCCUGACUGUAAGGAGACCUGUGGUCAGUGUCAUGGCGGAGCUGUCUGUGACCGGGUAAGUGGGGACUGUCCCUUGGAGAAUCCUCGCUGUGCCAUAGGAUAUACAGGACCUCGUUGUGAACCUUGCCCCGGUGGUACAUUCGGUGACCACUGUCAGGAGAAGUGUGGACAAUGUAAGGACGGGAGCCACACGUGUGAUCACGUGAACGGCACGUGUACCAGCUGUGCAGACGGAUGGCUGCGUGACCUCUGUAAAGAAGCAGCGACACUGUUGGAUGGCUCAAAUAUUGAGAUGUCAGUCGGCGGUAUAGCUGGUGGAGUCUCAGGAGGCGUUGUUCUGCUGGUCGUGGUAGUUGUUUUCCUCAUCAUACGCAGACGGCGUCGUGGAUUGUCUCAGAAAGACCCGGAUGCAGAACUUCAGCCGAGUCAUUUAAUGGCGAGACCUCAACACGAUGAUCCAGUACCACAACACAACAUAGAAUACGAUGACGAUGAUGAGGACGACGAAGACGUUGCUGCUGAUGUAGCCUCAGCUGGCUUAGUGAACCCUGGCAGAGUUCCGGAGAGCACUUGUGUUCCUGUAGAGGAAUUCCGACGGUACAUGCUCAGGAAAAAGACUUCCGCGGGAUUUAAUGCCGAGUUUGAGACAUUUCCCGUGGGACUACACGCUAAGCAUGACGUGGCUUACAAACCCGAGAACAAGAACAAAAGCCGUUAUCGGAAUCUCGUGGCUUACGACCAUUCACGGGUCCACCUGAAGAAAUUUGGCGACGAGGAUACCGAUUACAUCAACGCUUGCUACAUCGAUGGUUACAACGAACCUAAAAAGUACAUCGCGUCUCAAGGUCCAACUGAUGUGAUCAUCAAUGAGUUCAUGCGCAUGAUCUGGGAACAAAACACCGGAAAAGUUGUCAUGGUGACCAAUUUGGUGGAGAAGACAGAGACUAAGUGUGUCCAGUACUGGCCAGACGGACAACCCAAGCAGUUUGGUUUCAUCAGUGUCUCUCUGCUGGACGAAGAGAACUUCUCUAACUACGCCAUCAGAACUCUGCAACUGAAGCAUUUGAAGAUGCAGAACAAAACCCAGCUCGUCAAACAAUUUCACUUCACGGCUUGGCCAGAUCAUGGUGCGCCCUCUAACGCCAGUAGCUUAUUGGACUUCCAGAGAAAAGUCCUGGGACAUAAAUCACCAUUGAUUGGGCCUAUAGUGGUGCACUGCAGCGCUGGAAUAGGCCGUACAGGAACGUUCAUAGCUCUGGACUACCUGAUAAACCAGGCCAAAGAGGAAGGUGUGGUGGAUGUGCCGGCCUGUGUCAGGCUGCUCAGGGAACAGCGAGUCAACAUGGUCCAGAGUUUGGAGCAGUAUGAAUUUCUGCACGAGGCCCUGGCAGAAGCCCUGGAGCUUCAGGAAGGGUCAAUCCCAGGUGUAAAUUUCUCCAGCGUGUUUGCCGAUCUCUGUACUGUUAACCCAGAGACUGGACAGCUGAAGAUAGCAGAACAGUUCCAGCGGCUGAAUGAGAAAACCCCUCCUCUGGACAAGGCUACUCUGGGGACAGCUUUACAUCCUGACAACCUGCACAAGAAUAGGUCUGACAAAAUUGUUGCUGCGGACAACUGCAGGCCUUACUUAUCCACUCCAGUGGCUGGCAAAAACAACUACAUAAACGCCGUCUUCCUUCCCAGCUAUAUGCUGAAAAGAGGUUUCAUCAUCACACACAUGCCAUUACCGAAGACUGUGGUGGAUUUCUGGCGUCUGGUAUAUGAUCACGGCGUCGCCACCAUUGUUAUGCUGGACGAUGUUGACAAUGAAUCUGAGAACGUUGGUAUAUACUGGACGGAGAAAAAGAAAAGCUUUGGUCCUUUUGAUGUAAAAUGUACGCAGAAAGAAGAGGAAAGUGGCUUCACAGUAUGGACAUACAACCUGGCCUACAAGGACGCGAAAGUGUCGUGUCCAAUCAAGCAGUUCCGCUGUGGGUUCUGGUCGACCACGCCUUCCUGUGCUUCAGUUCCGUCCCUACUGGCCGUCAUAGAUGGCGUGACAAGCUGGCAAAAAGUGGCCGGAAACCAGCCUAUCUUGGUUCACUGCAGGGACGGACUAACAAACAGUGGACUAUUCUGCGCAGCCUCAUUUGUACUGGAGAGACUGAAACUUGACCGAGACGUGAACAUUCCUCAAGCCGUCAAACAAAUGCGGGUGGCCAGGCCUCAGAUAAUCACUGAUUUGGAUCAGUUCCAGUUCCUCCACCAGGUGGCGCUGGCAUACCUGGAAACUUUCCACACCUAUGCCAACUUCAAAUAACUUUAUAGAAGUUUGCAGUGUCUUCUCCAUCAUAAGAGCAAUAGAAAGUCAGUGCUUUUAAAAUUUAUCGGAUAUUCCUAUAAAUUUUAUUAUUCCGCUUGUGCCUUGUGUUGUACAUGAUGAAAUUAAUACUUAGAUUAGCAAUUUAGUUACUAUCAACAAGAACAUAAUCACAAUAGAUAAUGCUAUACACAUUGAUGUCGUCUUGCACACAGGACCAUGGUUAACAUGAAUAGCCCACGUUAAAAGACAAGCUGUCAAACACCUGACCGACCGACAUGUGGAGCUUCUUGUCACAACUAAGAACUGUAUGUAUGUAUGUAUGUAUGCGUGGGGUUUAACAUCUUGCAAAAAACAUUAAUGUUAACUUCAUCAUGUCAUGUUACGGACUCUGUUUCAAAACGGUUCAGUCCAUUGAACUGGAAUAACACAUCACAAUAAUACAUUACAGGUCAAGUUCGAGUUUGGACAAAAUUAUGACCGUUCUUUUUUUUCAAAAUUUGGUCUUUUCAGGACUUUUUUUUUCAAAAUGGUUAAUUGAAUCAAAUCGUUCAGUAUACUUCUCUCCCAUGACUUUCAGGUGAAAUUCGAUUCGUCCGCUGUUUUGUUCAUACUCAGCAAAAUUAUGACCGUUUGUGUCGUGUUUUUUUUAUAUUUUGCGUUGAAACUUGAGAGAUAGCUUUAACAUGACAAGUUACAGAUCAAUUUUGAAUGAUGGGUUAUAUCGUUUAUUUUCAACAAAAUUAUGGCAGGUUUUGUUUCUGACUUUAGCAAAGCAGUUAUGUUGAUGGCUCAGACCGGUAAGGGACAUGUAUACCUUUCCCAAUACUUCCAGUAUGCUUGGUUUGUAUGCAGCUAGAUCAGAUGCCCAAUAAACCAGAUAGCUGUUGCGAGCAGUAUGUCAUAGGAUGAGUUAUACUUGGGAUAAACAAAAGCACAAGGCUACUUUUGCAUAUUCUACAACAUUAGACACUUCUUUGAUAGCCGAGUUGUAGUUUUUUAUGUUUUUUUUUUCUUAUAUUUUCGACGUGAAACAAUGGUCAAGCCCAUGUAAAUAUAAUGAAGGCGUAGAGCAUGGAAAGGAAAACCAGAUAAGAUACGAUAGUGUGAUAGUUGGCAAUUAGUCACAGGUAACCGGUGAAAUAUGGCUUCUUGUUAAUUUACUUCAGUUAGGGUUUUAUUCCAACUGUUUCCUAAAUUGCUUAAAUGGUAGAAAAUCUUAAACCUCUAGCACUGUGGCUUAAGCGUAAUUAAGUUUAAAAUGCAGUGAUGUUAAUUGCAAUUUAUUAGGCGUCACUGGUAAAGAAUUACUCAAAGUGUCGUGGUAUCUUUACAUUUAACACACAAUGACAUUAAAACAAUGCAAAAUCUCACGUGUAAAAGACUCGCAUAAAAUUAACGGAAUUGUGAAUAACGAAGAGUGUGCGACUUUCAAUGGUUACAGUGAUUAAACAUUGCCUCACGUGUGUUUGUGUCACAGCAAAGACAUCCAUGUUUCUCUCGAAAACCGCUAUAUCUCGGUUAUUAUUACUCUCAGCCUUUUUAAAAUUGUUUUUGUGGACAUGUAACGUAAUUAAUUAUAUCGUUCUUUUACCACAAACAAUUCAUAAAAUGCAGAGAGCGGACGAAGGCGUGGCGGUUUGUUCAAAGAACCUCUUCAACGACAGGUUUCAGGGGUUGUGGUUUUAACGAAUGCUUAUUACUUGCAUGAUAAUGUGUCUCUGCACUUAAGCACUUCUGUGUAACAAAAAUGUGAAAUAAGUC